This is a messenger RNA of Trematosphaeria pertusa, 2415 nucleotides long. RefSeq lists its product as uncharacterized. The coding region runs from base 1 to 2415 and encodes 804 amino acids. The record is from RefSeq and is a predicted model, not a curated record. Lineage: Eukaryota; Fungi; Ascomycota; Dothideomycetes; Pleosporales; Trematosphaeriaceae. The transcript has a single exon.
AUGGCACAAACGUCGAAUCGCAAUGGCAGCGCCCAUGUUAACGGCCCGAAUGGAUCGAAAGCACCUCGAAGGCACAGGUUGAGACUUUAUCCGCCUCGCGAAAACCCUCCCAUUCCACCAGCGGAGGUUGCCAAUGUUCAUGCCGGGUCGGUCCCGGAACUCGACCUGGAAGAAGUCAUGAAACGUGUCCGCGAACACGAAAACCACACUAUCCCGGUUGACUUCGACACAAUUGCGCAAUAUGGAGUCUCCUCCUCACCAGCAAAGACGCUCUGGGAGAAGGAAGCAAAGAGAUUGAUUGAGCUGAUACGGAAUCCCAACCAACCUCUGCUCUACGAAGAUAAGACUUACGGUUCAAUUUCUGUAGAGAAUCUGGAAAAGAUAUCCGAGAUUGGACAAAAGCUCACCUGGAACCUGAUGAUCUGCCAGCUUGACAAUUCCCUCAUCGUCUUGCAGUUCCAGAAGCGUUUCUUCAACGAAAGGAUAUUUUCCAGGGCGUACAGUGCUCUCGAGCGAGGAAUCGACCGAACGCCUGAGGUAUUGAAUGUUAAAAACGUGCCUCAGUGCCAUGCGAUGAUUAAUCUCAUGACGGGAACCUUGGCCCGGCUGACAGUUCAAGCGGUAGACAACCACAACUGGCAUUCCCGUUGCGUGGCCGCACUGGCAAAAAUAGCGACGAAGCUCAAAGUCCUAUGUCAAGAUCCGAAAGGCUUCGCAAUCCGUUCGGUGAGCAACGCUCGGGAUGUUGAAGCAAAGGAAGAAGCAAAGAUCUUUCUCGGUCUCAAGCCUGGAGUCGUGGACCCCGGGGAACAAGAAACGACAGAGGAUAUCGCGUCAGCCGAGCCCAAGGAUCCCGGAAAGAGCCGAAAUCGGUUGCAAGAGUUCGGGAGGUUCCUCGCAGCCCGGGAAGAUGACUCGACCGCCGCCUACAUCAUUGAAAUGCUGAUCCCCCGGGACGCGAUCUUCAGCAUGGCGUCCCUACUCGUCUCAAAUCUCACCGAGAGUAGCCACUCGGGACUAUCAGUUGGAGCUUUCGAGAUAUCGACCUUGGUUUACAAGACUGGGUUCGAAAGAUCGGCCGUAGUCCUCACGCAAGACCGCGACGGCGAGAUGAUCGCAUCUUCGUCACGGCAAAUCCUCAGGAACACCUUGACUGCCUUUAAGAACUUGGAGGAGACUCUCAUGGCUGUUAAAGGCGAACUCCCCCCAAGCGUGCCACCACCGCCAAAUAGAGACCAGAAUCAGGAGCGCCAGUCCCCGAAGGACGCUGUCGUUGAAGUAAUGUGGGAAUGGGUCGGAACAGGCAAACUCGCUUCGGCCCCGGCCACCAAGCUAACAGACACCAACCAUGUUGUUAGCCUUCUGCUUCCAGCAUGUGCCACACACCCAAAGAUGGGAGGUACGCUCGUGCAACUCAACAGAAUCUGCAAUUUGACAACGUCUGGCGAGGCUCUGCGUGCGGUUCCAGAACCCGACUAUACCGUCAUCUUCACCAUCAAGACAAAGGCAUACGACAAGGAGAACAAGGCAGCAGCCAGUAGCGAUGAGGUUAGACCAAUAUCAAGUUCCCUCAUGGCCCGGCAUGGACUCUUCGCUCUGGCUGAAGGGAUUGAUGUUUCUCGAAAAGACCAACAAGAGGAGUGGCAUCGUAAAGACGUGAGAGAAAAGCUGGCCCAGAUCGAAUCAAGAAGGAACAAGCUCAGGGAGCUCAACAAGGAGAUCGAGAACGAAUGGCAAAUUGAUGAAAGAGCCAUUGUCAUAGGGUGUAGGAAAUAUGCCUCCUGGGUCGCAGCCUUGUGCACGCUUCUUGUAGGCGGUGGACUUGCUAUCGGUUUCUCCAUCGGCCGACGUUUGGAGGGCGUCGAUCCCUUCAACAUAACGGUAUUUUGCUGGGCCUUGGCAGCAUUUCUGCUCGUCAUUGCGAAGAGCUUUCGCGUUCAAGACUGGCCAUGGAGGGACUUUCUCCAUGGUAGAGUGGUAUGCCGCAGCCUUACCGAGCUUUGUUCGGUGACACGCAAAGCUCCUCAGGAUGUCUUGGCAUGGCUUCUUCAAAACGAGCGGUCGACAGUGCUGGAGACUCGCGGACCGUAUAACAAGCUCUUUCGACGACGAGGAGACGAAGGGUUCUCCAUCGACUGCACCAUUGAGCUUAGCACAAUGAUGCUCAGCGGCAUAAUCGUGGUCGAGGUCCAGACCCAGCUAGGCCCAGCAUUGGUCUGCCUCAACGUCCGGCCUGGAGUAGAAUACCAAGCAUUUGUUCACUCGCACGAGGAAGACGAGGAGGAAUGGAAUCUUGCUUGCAUUGAGCCGCCAUCAAAGAAUGAACCAGGCGCUGUUGCGACGCUUCUUCCGAUGCAUAUUGGCUGGUACAAGGUCUUGGGCGUUUACAAUGUUCCGAAGAGGCAGUUCCGCUAG